ACAUGUAACAGCUGGUUGUGACGUUUCUUGACAUAUUUAAGAAUUUGUUUUUUAUAAUAUCCCUGUUCUCCUUUCGCCAAGCAAUUUAUGAAAUUAAGGAUGAACAAUAGAGACUUUUUCAAUCUGUAAUAUUGUAAUUCCAUUGAAUUUCAUAGGUAUUUGAAAAGUCAAGACAAUAUGCCACAACUUGUAGAAAACUCCUUUCAGAAUUGUAUGGCUUACGCCUUAUUUGAUAACGUACCAGACUCUUCAGAUGAACUAGCAUUCCAUAAAGGUGAUCUCCUCACAGUUUUAGAACAAAAUGUGGCCAAUAUUGAAGGGUGGUGGCUGUGUUCCUUGAAAGGAAGACAGGGAAUUUGUCCUGGGAAUAGACUUCGUUUGCUGCCUAAUGUGUAUGACAUUCCACAGAGGGAUCUAUCUGUUGAAACCUCACCUUUCCAAAAGACCAAUGGCAGGAGACUUCAACAAGAACAGGUCUCACUUGCCCGGAGGUUCAACGAUGAGAUCGGAUAUUACGACAUGCCAAACCGUUGCUCGCCCGUUCAGCACCAUCCGCCAGGUUUGCCUCAACGUGGUGGCGGCGCGGACUACGACGUGCCGCCGCUCAGGCAUGUGACCCUAGGCGCCAGUCCGGGGUGUGCGAGAUGCGCAUCCGCCUCCCCCUCGUCGGUGUCUCCCGUGAUAAGGGACGGGGAGGCCUACGACGUACCCAGGCCGCACAAUCACCACCUGAACCAGCUUACCCCGUCGAGCUCGGCUAGCUCUCUGACAGCCGACUCCAUAUCCUCUUCCAACCGCAGCAGUGUGGCCAACAUGCCCGACUACGACGUACCCAAAUCCCACUUCAGAGGUCCCCAGUUGGUCCUGCAACCGUCCCAGCUCUACGACGUCCCACCUUCGCACAACCCCAAAGAAUUGCCGUUAGAACUGAACUCUGCGUUGGAGAAUCUCGAGAGGCUAGAGGGCGACACCACCGGUUCCAUAAAGAAACUGCUGGGAUUCGUCGGACCCGGGUGGAGGAGCAAAGAAAGGUUGGCGGACACGAUCUACGACAUAAAACUUGCCGUUACCAGACUGCAGAACUCGCUCAACGACCUUGCGGAGUUCGGGGAGGGGACGCUGGGCAACGCUUCGAAAGCUUCCGACAAGAAUCUCGCCGUUAAGUUGGCUCCCCUGGUGACGAGCCUGAGGAAGUCGUAUCAUACGGUGAACGAGGCGGCUGGGAAGCUGGCGCAGUCCAAUUGGUGUGUGGAGCGUCUCGUUUCGAACGAGGACCUGGAGGAUAGGUACGCCCCCGAUGCCCUGGACACGUUGGUGUCUUGUUCCAAGGCUCUCACUGACGACAUCCGACAAAUAACCUCCUUCAUCCAAGGUAACGGCUUGUUGUUAUUCAAGAAAGACACGGCGAACGACUGGACCAACGAAUACGAUUACGUGCAACUGAACAACAGGGGGGAGAAUAGAAAAGAUCCGAACAGAUACGAUCUGAUAGAAAACCACGAUGAAGAUCCCCUGGAUAACGGAAUGAACCUGGACAGUAACGAUCGCCAGAUACUGACCUUCUUCGGCGGGCAGUACCUCACCCACCAUAAGAACCUCAUGUUGGCGAUCGACGCGUUCCUGAACACCGUCGAACGUAACCAACCCCCCAAGAUAUUCCUGGCGCAUAGCAAAUUCGUGGUGUUGAGCUCGCACAAGUUGGUACAUAUCGGAGAUACGGUUUAUAGGAAUGUGGCCUGUAAGGAGGUCAAGGAGAGGGCCUUGAAUUUCUCCAACGCCCUCUCGGAUGUCCUGGCGAAGAGCGUUAUGAAGACGAAACAGGCGGCUUUGCAAUUCCCGACCGUGACCGCGGUGCAGGAGAUGGUGGACAGCGUGCUGGACAUUUCGCACGCGGCCAACAAUUUGAAGAUGUGUUUACUGCAGGCCACCGCGAGUUUUUUGUAAGUGUAGUAUAUAUUAGAUAGAGACGUUGUAUGUGAACAUAUUUCAUUCGCCCUUUAACGGUUUUUGGAGUUCGCUGAAUGUUCAAGGACGAAUUUAUGAUGUUCCAGAGCUAGUCAGGUGUAUGUUCUGGCUUUAUUGAUGCUUGAAGCCAAACAUGGCUGGAAAGUACUAUGGAAAGACUUUCGGGAUAUGAUCUCUAUGUUUAACUGGAUCAAACCUUCUUAAUGCUUCAGAUAUGGCGAGUUCUUACUUCUCUAAGCAGAGUUCCCGAGAACUAAGACCAGGGGAAGGACCAAUCAAGUUUUUAGUUGGCGAUACGUGAUCACCAUCUGCCUAGUUGUGUUGGUCUCCUUGUUGGGUCUUAGUUCUUAAGAACUAUGAGACUACGUACCCAAUGAUAUUGUCAGUUGGGAUAUUAAAUUUCUAAUACUGUAUACUAUAUGUGGGCUUGAAUUGAGCGGUGUCCACUUUCUUGCACCUCUAAUUGUGCGUUAAGAAUGCAUUGGGUUUGGGGGGUGUAGGUGAUUCGUGAAUUCAAAGAUCUUCAAUAAUUUCUGCUGUCAAGCGAAAAAUGUCUGUUUGGACAUCGAAAAAUCCUUCAGGAUUUGUUGGACGUGUCAGUCUUUCAACAUUUUUUUUUCUAUUCGAAUCAUUAGAGAAUGGGAGAAGUAGGUGAUUCGGGAAUCAACUGAUUUCGGAUUGUUUCAUGCCCUUAAAAUCGGUGGAUAUUCGAACCUGUAAUCUUCAACUUUGAUUUCAAGGAUUGAGGAAAAAAAUCUGUAAUAUGGGGGAAGUAGGUUAUCCGGGAGUGUACAGUUCUUAGGUCAAUAAUGGUUAGAUUGAUGUGCUCGAGCAAACACCAGUAUUAGCAAUAUAUCAUAACCAUGCAUAAUCUAAUCGAUUUGAACUGGGAGAAGUAAGAAAAAUCCUUCAGGAUUUGAUGGACGUGUCAGUCUUUCAACAUUUUUUUUUCUCUUCGAAUCAUUAGAGAAUGGGAGAAGUAGGUGAUUCGGGAAUCAACUGAUUUCGGAUUGUUUCAUGCCCUUAAAAUCGGUGGAUAUUCGAACCUGUAAUCUUCAACUUUGAUUUCAAGGAUUGAGGAAAAAAAAUCUGUAAUAUGGGGGAAGUAGGUUAUCCGGGAGUGUACAGUUCUUAGGUCAAUAAUGGUUAGAUUGAUGUGCUCGAGCAAACACCAGUAUUAGCAAUAUAUCAUAACUAUGCAUAAUCUAAUCGAUUUGAACUGGGAGAAGUAAGAAAAAUCCUUUAGGAUUUGAUGGACGUGUCAGUCUUUCAACAUUUUUUUUUCUAUUCGAAUCAUUAGAGAAUGGGAGAAGUAGGUGAUUCGGGAAUCAACAGAUUUCGGAUUGUUUCAUGCCCUUAAAAUCGGUGGAUAUUCGAACCUGUAAUCUUCAACUUUGAUUUCAAGGAUUGAGGAAAAAAAUCUGUAAUAUGGGGUAAGUAGGUUAUCCGGGAGUGUACAGUUCUUAGGUCAAUAAUGGUUAGAUUGAUGUGCUCGAGCAUACCACCCGCCGAUAUCAACAAGUUGUAUGGUCUGAAUUGAACUAGCUAAUUUGCCAUCGUCAAGGCAAAGACUGCAGGGAAUUGAAGGAGUAAAUGGCUGUUCCACUUUCGAACAAUAUUUAUUAAAUUUAUAUAGAGAUUUAUAGAAUGGAAGAAGUAGGUGAUUCGGGAAUCAACUGAUAUCGGAUUGUUUCAUGCCCUCAAAAUCAGUGGAUAGUUGAACCUGCAAUCUUCAACUUUGAUUUCAAGGCUGGAGAAAGAAAAUCUGUAUUAUGGAGGAAGUAGGUGAUUCGGUAGUGUACAGUUCUUAGAUCAAUAAUGGUUUAUUUGAUGUGCCCGAGCAAAUACCAGUAUUAGCAAUAUAUCAUAACCAUUCAUCAUUUAGAGAGAAAAAGUUUAUUUUAAUGGCCAUCGACCUAGGUCCUUCAGCCUGUUUCAUCAUUUAAUUGAUUUGAUCUGGGAGAAGUAGGUAUUCCGUGAAUCCAAAGAUCAUAGAUCAAUUGUUUUCAGUACUGAUCACAUCAAUUUAAUAUUGGAAUAUCUAGGGGGAGAUAAAUCGGAGGUAAGCAACUCCGAAGAAUGAAAUGGGAGGCAUUUUGCACGCUCUGCUACCCUAUUGGCUGGUAUAUAGGUUUUUCCAUAUUCAUAUUAAAAAAAUGUAAUAAAAUCAUUACUUAUUAAAUUCUCUUAUUAAUUAUUGUUUCUCCAAGCAAUUGUACAUUCAUGUGGAAAAUGUAGGUUCAUGCUAUAUCAUUCAAAAUAAAAUCGAAUUUCGUUCCUUGAACAUGAUGCGAACUCCAUUAGAUCUCAACUUUUGAGGGUAGUUGAAAUCAGAACUUGAGUAUUAUUUUUCUAACUGCUUGGUGAACAACAGCUUUAUUUAUUUCAGUUCGAAUGUAAAGAUGAUUAUGAAAAAGAGCUAUUUUUAUUUAGAAAUAAAUAUUUUCCGUUUAAUUAAA
Coccinella septempunctata (seven-spotted ladybird) is the source of this 4424-nucleotide messenger RNA. RefSeq names its product breast cancer anti-estrogen resistance protein 1 (gene p130CAS). Gene Ontology annotation, cellular component: cytoplasm; plasma membrane. Lineage: Eukaryota; Metazoa; Arthropoda; Insecta; Coleoptera; Coccinellidae. The transcript has 5 exons. The coding region runs from base 178 to 1944 and encodes 588 amino acids. Gene Ontology annotation, molecular function: protein binding. The record is from RefSeq and is a predicted model, not a curated record. Gene Ontology annotation, biological process: cell migration; cell surface receptor protein tyrosine kinase signaling pathway.